CCGCGAUAAGCUGUUUUCCCCUAAACAAGCUCGGUGGGAUUAUCGCAGUUAGCAAUGGCUUCCGCAGAGUCGAAUCCGCAGACUGCAGGUGUUGCUGAUGGCCUAGCGCCUUCGCACACCUAUAUCCCUAACCAAGGAUAUGUGAAUCCUGAUGGCACUACCCCUGCCGUGGCGGGGCAAGACCCGGAAGCGCAAGAAGGCGAGGAAGACGAUGAGGAAUACUACGAUGACAUUUUCGAGGAGGAGAUGGAUCAAGAGGACUUUACAUCAGCGAAUCCCGCUGAUUUGACCAAAGCCUACAACCGCCAACGUAAAGUGAACGAACUUGCAGCAGACCCUAAUGCCCCGAAAUGGACAUACCCCAAGACCAAUACACAAAAGCCAACUAUGAACACCUAUGCAUCUGUCGACGAUGAGGUCAAAUCUUUGACUCGUCAUGCUGGCAAGAUCAAGCUUGACGACAUGCAGUCAGGAAUGGCUACUCGUGGUGAACGUGGUGGCGACAGGGCCGACAGAGCAACGUCAGAGCAAGUGCUUGAUCCACGCACACGAAUGAUUCUUUUGCAGAUGAUCAACCGAAACAUCGUUUCAGAAAUCCAUGGCUGUCUAUCAACAGGUAAAGAAGCCAAUGUUUACCACUCUAUCUCAUUCCCCGAAGACGAUGAGGACGGCUCCGCGCAACACCGUGCCAUCAAGGUCUACAAGACCAGCAUUCUCGUAUUCAAGGACAGAGACAAGUACGUGACAGGAGAGUUUAGAUUCCGACAGGGAUACAGCAAGAGCAACAACCGCGCAAUGGUGAAACUCUGGGCAGAAAAAGAAAUGCGGAAUUUGCGGAGAAUUUAUUCUUCUGGUAUUCCCUGUCCAGAGCCUAUCCACCUGCGACUUCACGUCCUUGUUAUGGGCUUCGUUGGAAGUUCCAAGGGCAUUGGUGCUCCUCGACUCAAGGAUGUUGAGUUCGAUGUUCCUGAACCGGAGAUGAAGUGGCGCUCAAUCUAUAUUGAGCUUCUCGGCUACAUGCGUGUAAUGUACCAGACAUGCCGAUUAGUGCACGCUGAUUUGAGUGAAUAUAACAUGCUCUACCACAAGGAUCAGCUUUACAUUAUUGAUGUCAGUCAGAGUGUGGAGCAUGACCAUCCUCGAAGCUUGGAGUUCUUGCGUAUGGACAUCAAGAACGUCAGCGACUUUUUCCGUCGGAAGGACGUAGAUGUCCUGCCCGAACAGACUAUUUUCCAGUUCAUUAUCGGCCACGCAGGCCCAACUACCAUUGCACCAUCAAAUGAAGAAAUGAUCGAUUUCAUUGAGAAGCUCCUCGAAAACCGGACGGACGAUGAGCAGCAGGAUGCUGCGGCACGCGAGGUUGAUACUGCUGUCUACCGUCAGCAAUAUAUCCCGCAAACACUGGAACAAGUUUACGACUUUGAGCGCGACGCUGAGAAGGUUCGUGCGGGAGAAGGAGCUGAUCUUGUUUACCAUGAUCUCCUCGCAGGCGAGAAAUCGGCUGCCAAGAAUGACGAAGAAGACAACGAAUCAGACGCCAGUGGUGGUGUGUCUGUCUCUGGAUCCGAGUCCGGAGAGGAAGACGGAGAGCCCAGGGACCCAUUUGAGAAGAAGCAACCGCGUGGUAAACGCUUUGAGGACAAAGACUCCAAGCGUGAUCACAAGGCAAAGGUCAAGGAGGAGAAGCGUGAGCAACGUGCCAACAAGAUGCCUAAGCAUCUUAAGAAACGUCUCAUCUCUUCUUCAUCCAAGAAGCGAAAGUAGUCGCAACCUAAAAAAGUUUUAUAUCAUUAGAUUUUGGGGCAUUACUGGCAUGGGAUUUUGAAAAUAAUGAGCAUGGUAUCAUGGGAAUUUAUGAUCGGUUUUCUUUUUUGAUUCUUAUUUGAUAGAUAGAUAUUUGCAUGAAGUCAUGGAUAUAUGCAUAUAACAGUGAAGUUACGUCUUUCAAUUUAUUCUUUUUUUUUAAGCUUGUGAUGACUCACUGUGAAAAAAUAUGAAAAAAUAUAUUCUUGUGGCAUCAUGCGGGGAAUAAAAAGGCAACACAGUAUAAAAGCAGGUUCAUGUAUUCAACUCGUUUUCUAUCUUUAUCCUAAAAAAGGGGGGAAAGGCCAUUAAUCAAACCCAUCAGAGCUCUCUUUGAACAUCAUGUAGUCCAUCACUAUCACCAGACAGCUUCCAUGUAGCAUAUCAUCUCCAGCGCUUACAUCUUGUCCCCAAUGGGGCAUCAG
Molecule: messenger RNA, 2228 nt
Organism: Aspergillus wentii DTO 134E9
Lineage: Eukaryota; Fungi; Ascomycota; Eurotiomycetes; Eurotiales; Aspergillaceae
Product: serine/threonine-protein kinase RIO1
Exons: 1
Coding region: 55-1764 (569 amino acids)
Biological process (GO): maturation of SSU-rRNA
Cellular component (GO): cytosol; preribosome, small subunit precursor
Molecular function (GO): ATP binding; protein serine/threonine kinase activity
Source: RefSeq, a predicted model, not a curated record